Molecule: messenger RNA, 1000 nt
Organism: Selaginella moellendorffii
Lineage: Eukaryota; Viridiplantae; Streptophyta; Lycopodiopsida; Selaginellales; Selaginellaceae
Product: classical arabinogalactan protein 4
Exons: 2
Coding region: 180-584 (134 amino acids)
Source: RefSeq, a predicted model, not a curated record
CUUUGCCUUUUAAAGGAGAGGCACCGGUUAAAUUUCCCCUGUUAAGAGAAGGGAAGACGAAGGAACGCUCGUUGCUUAUAGAGUUCUUGCGAGGAGUUCUCUCUCUCUCUCUUAUUCCAGGGAAGAUCGAUCUAUAGUUUGCGAGAGGAGAGCUCGGGAUCUUGGGAGGAAAGGAGAAAAUGGCACAGAUUUUCUUCCUCGCAGUAGCAGCAUUGCUCGUCUCAUUCCAAGCUUGCAGUGGCGAGAACGAGUAUGUCGUUCGUCCCGGGAUGAAGCUGGAAGUGUCAUUCGCGGACGUCCCAGCAGCGCCGCCCACCGGAUCCCUUGCGCCGCCACCAGUCCCGGUUAUGGCGCCGCCCACGCCCACGCCAGCGCCCGCGACGCCCCCGGUUGCGACGCCGGCCCCGGUUGAGGCGCCGGUCCCCUCCGCCGCCUCGCCGCCAGCGCCACCCACCGCCCCCACCCCCGGCGGCUCCGCCAAUGCUCCAGCCAGCCCCCCCGGCACCACUCCAUCCUCGGCUCUCGCCAUCGUCUCUCCCAUCUCCAUCGUUUUGGGCUCCAUCGCGCUGCUGGGUCUGUUCUAGACCUCGAUCUUUUUCCAAUCCAUGCUCCAUUUUUUUCCUCUCUCUCUCUCGAUUUUCCCAGUCCUCUCUCGAUUUGCUCCUACAUUGGUGUGCGUAGAUUUGUCUCCUCGCUCGCUCUCGCUGCUCUGAUUUGGAUUGGAGACUCCUCCCAGAUCUCCCGGUUUCGUGACGAUGGACAGAUCGUUAUCUUUCGGCUAUUUUACCGUCUUCUUCGUCGAUCGAUCGAUCAGUCGGCAGCUCUGUACAAGUAAAAAUGCGUUCUUUCCUCUCGCUUUGCUUCCCUCCUCCUUCCUUUCGCAGGAUCCAUCUCCAUCCCACUCAGAGCAGCAGAGUUUCUAGGAAAUUUUUUGUUUUCGUUGUGGUUCUCUCUUUAAAAAUUCGAUUUUUUAUCCUCUCUCCAGAGGAGCACCACUCCA